AUGCCCUAAGCAUGUUAAAGUUCAUUAGAAAGAGCAAAAAAACUGAAGUGACUGUGUUAGCAGAGGAGAGAUGCUGCUGUGUUCAUGGAGUCUUACAUUCUAGCAAAUCAGUAACUGCUGUUUAAUAAAUUUUAGAUAAUCUACCUGCAAGUGCAUGAUAAAUCAGAACAUUGGACUGUUUAUGUGUAAUGGAGUCAUCAAAUUCUUAUUACGAUGACGGGACUGUUGAAACCGGCGAAGAUUCGGUUGGCGAAAAAGAUAACUACGACGAUAGGGCAGAUACUUGUUCAAAAGAUUGUGCAUCUGGGGAUAAUGCGGUAUUGAAUUCAAUUCAAGCUUUGGCACAAUUCAAUGUUGGUCAUGUAAACCCUGAAGAUCCAUCAGCGAUAGCUGAGGACAGUAUGCACCUGGAGCCUGAAGUUGGUAUGGUAUUUUACUCUGAAGAGCAGGCUUAUGAAGUUUAUAAUAAAUAUGCAAAGCGGAAAGGUUUUAGCGUACGAAAGGGUCAUCUUGGUAGAAGAAAAGAUGGUACCAUACGGGAUAGGGUUUACCUUUGCAGCUACGAAGGCACGCGUCAGAAGCAUUCCACACAUAACACAAGAAAACCUCGUCCAGUUUUCAGAACAAAUUGCAUGGCUCGGAUUGAGUACAAAGUGAACCGUGAUGGAGUAUGGGUUGUGAACAAAGUCAUAAAGGAGCACAAUCAUCCACUUAUACGCCCAAGCAAAGCGCACUUGUUAAGAUCUCAUCGGAGGCUGUUAUUAGCUGCUCAGGAUGGGCAACAGGUGAACCAAACCGAUAGUACUUUAGCAAAAUCUGCUGAUGGUGUUUCCGGAGAACAAGAUCCUGAAAGUGAAUCCCCUGUAGGCUUUCUUUUAAGGGUUCAAAGCAGCCAUCUUCAUACCAACAGGAUGAGAGAGCUUGAUAAAGGGGAAAUGCAAAUGCUUUUAGACUUUCUGGGAGCAAAGCAGUUGAAGGAUCCAUCUUUUUUUUAUGGAACACAACUAGAUGACAAAGAACAAGUGACUAACAUUUUUUGGGCAGAUGCAAGAUCAAUACUCGACUACUCCUACUUUGGUGAUGUGGUAUUAUUUGAUACAACUUAUCGAAUGAGCAAGAAUGACCUUCCAAUUGCCCAAUUUAUUGGGGUAAACCAUCACAAACAACUUGUAGUAUUUGGUUCUGCUUUACUGCUUGAUGAAACAACAGAAUCAUUUGUGUGGUUAUUCAGGACAUUUAUGGCUGCAAUGUCAGGUUGCCAACCAAAAACAAUCCUUACAGAUCAGUGCGCUGCAAUUGAUAGAGCUGUAGUUAUGACAUUACCUAACUCAUCCCAUCGUCUUUGUUUAUGGCACAUAUUGCAAAAUGCUGCUAAAAACCUUUCUCAUUUAUAUAGCAGCGACUCCAACUUUCAGAAGGAUUUUAAAAGUUAUAUUUAUGAAUGUAGUUCUGAAGAAGAUUUCCAUUCUGGAUGGAUUACGUUGCUUAACAAGUAUGAUCUUGCUGGAAACUCAUACCUCGAUGAUCUAUUUGGAGCUCGUGAGAAAUGGGCCUAUGUCUACAAUGGCAAUACAUUUUGUGCCAGUAUGAUCACUUUGGAGUGGAAUGAUAUCAUGAAGAAACACUUCAGGAAGUAUUUCAACAGAAAAUUAUCUCUCUCAAAAUUUAUCGAGCAAUAUUCCAAUUCAUUAUUUCAGUACCAUGAGAAGGAACUACAAGAAGACUUUAGAUCAAAGCAAAGUAAACCAGUGUUACUGGUUGAUAUGCCCAUGCUCAAUGAAGCCGCAGAAUCUUAUACUAGGCUAUUAUAUAGGGACUUUGAAGUUGAGUUCAAAGGGCAGCUUUCAUGCCUCUGUGAACUUAUUCGCACGGAUGAAAUGAUGUAUAUGUUCAGGGUUUCCCUUCCUGAGAAGCGUUGUUAUGGACUUGUUGAAUUUAGCCCUUCUAAUUAUACCGUCAAUUGCAGCUGUAAGAAGUUUGAGUCUACAGGAAUUUUAUGCAUGCAUGCAUUGAAAGUUCUGAAUAACAACAAUAUCCUUCAUCUCCCACGUCAUUACAUUCUGAAGAGAUGGACAAAAUAUGCAAAUGAUGGAAUCAUGAAUGAUAAGUUUCAGUCAAUCAUUGAAGCCAAUGCUAAUGAAUCUCUACUGAUGCUGCAGUACAGCCGAGUCUGUCACAAGGCUAUUACAAUUUGUUUGAAGAACUCAUGCUCCAAAGUGGCUUUGGGUAAAUUUGGACGUGAUGUGGAUAAGCUGAUGAUGGAAGUGGAGAAUUUGUUGCAUAAUCCAGCAUUGAAUAGGCAAACAGAAGAGCUGGAUAUUUUUGAAGAACUGCAUCAGGAUACAUCAGAAACAAGGAAGAAACGGAGAGGGAGAAAAUAUCAAUCAAAGGGUGUCCUUGAUAAAAAGCUGAAAGGGAAAGAUCAACCAAGCUGCAUUUCAGGCCAAGCUGACAUUUCAUCACACCCUUCCCAAAUUACAGGACAAACUAACAAUGUAUCAAUUCGAGCAAUGGUUGAGGAGUCCACACAUGUUCCGCCAUUUUAUAGAGAAACUGCCACUGCAUAUUGCAGUGUCAUUCCAGCACAACCUUCUGGAAUUUCCGGAUGUGCAUCGUUCCCACCCGAUACAGGAUUGCCUCCACAGGAAUCAUUUACUCCUUCACAAGUCAUAUUUGACCAUACAAUUGCAUCCCAAGGAGCAAAUAGUCCUAACUUGGCAUGGUGUGCUACUAGGGGCCGGGCAUCCAUCAGUGUACCAAUGCCACUCAUGCAAGGGCAGAACAGUAGUUACCUUAGUUGGGUUGUUCCAACCCACACUGUUUCAAAUGUUGGUAUGCCUCAACGUCAUUUGGAUCCACCAAUGCACACAACUGUUUCAAAUCAGCAUCAAUCAUUAUCCCGCAAGCUAAACUUUGACAUCAACAAAGAUAAUUGGGCUUCUUAUGAAGAGGAGCUUUAUCCAAUAGUCAGAACGCAGAGAUGCCCAUGUUAAAGCAGAGAAUUCAUGGAUAUUGGAUAUGUAAAAAGUUUCAUUUUCCUUUUUUCUGAGGCAUGGGCAUUAUGACCUGUGGUCUAUUUUAUUGUGACUGUUAAUACAAAAUGCCACUUUUCAUCGAACAUUUGUAAUUUUCAAUUUUGUAAAUGUAAUUUUUUUUCUUUUUCUUGCACUUUCAGUGAAUUCUACAAUUAGAAACCAUAAAAAUGGCAGAUAUGUUGAUUAGAUUGGACCCUCA
Messenger RNA from Dendrobium catenatum, 3234 nucleotides. RefSeq names its product protein FAR1-RELATED SEQUENCE 5-like. The transcript has 7 exons. NCBI's taxonomy places the organism in Eukaryota, Viridiplantae, Streptophyta, Magnoliopsida, Asparagales, Orchidaceae. Bases 189 to 2993 code for a protein of 934 amino acids. The record is from RefSeq and is a predicted model, not a curated record. Gene Ontology annotation, molecular function: zinc ion binding. Gene Ontology annotation, biological process: regulation of DNA-templated transcription.